Molecule: messenger RNA, 729 nt
Organism: Sinocyclocheilus rhinocerous
Lineage: Eukaryota; Metazoa; Chordata; Actinopteri; Cypriniformes; Cyprinidae
Product: P2X purinoceptor 3-like
Exons: 7
Biological process (GO): calcium ion transmembrane transport
Cellular component (GO): plasma membrane
Molecular function (GO): extracellularly ATP-gated monoatomic cation channel activity
Source: RefSeq, a predicted model, not a curated record
AUGGCUCACAGAGUCCUGCGCUUCAUCACUGACUUCUUCGUCUAUGAAACAGCCAAAUCGGUUGUGGUGAAGAGCUGGUCUGUUGGAAUCAUCAACCGUGUCGUCCAGCUGUUAAUUAUUCUGUAUUUCAUCUGCUGGGUGUUUAUGCAUGAAAAAGGACAUCAGCUCCGGGACACGGGAAUCGAGUCUGCGGUCAUGACCAAAGUGAAAGGCUUGGGCAAAUUUAACAACCGUGUGAUGGACGUAGCAGACUAUGUAGUUCCCUCACAGGGUGGUUCUUCGUUCUCUGUCAUCAUCAGCAUGGUCAUCACAGCCAAUCAGACGCAAGGACGAUGCCCCGAGACUGAUCAUAAGUUUAAAUGCACUACUGAUGAUUACUGCAUGGCAAAACUGGACUCAAAUUUAGGAAAUGGUAUUAUAACGGGCACAUGCUUGAACAAGAAUAAUGAGACAACAGGAUGGUGUGAAAUUGAAGGCUGGUGUCCUGCAGAGGAUGACAACGUUUCAGAAAAUCCAAUGAAAGAGGUGGAAAACUUCACCAUCUUCAUAAAGAACAGCAUUCGCUUCCCUCUGUUUAAUGUCACUAGAGGCAAUUUCCCUUCAAGCCUAAACCAGUCUUACAUUCAGAGCUGUCAUUAUGAUCCGGUGGACCAUCCGUUCUGUCCGGUCUUUAAAGUGGGAGAUAUCCUGAGACACAUCAAUCAAAGUUUGGACAGCAUUACUGACAAA